CGGAUCGGGUACAAUCGGCUUACAUCCUACUUUUAAAUUUCUUGUGGGAAGUCUUCUUGUUGACAAAAAAAAGUCCUGAAAUACUAUCUUCUUGAAUGGGUUGUUUACACUGAUUAUUCAUGUCCCAACAUUAUUAAUUAUCCAACAAACACCAAAUGAGUGAAUGAGCGUGUCGACAUGUUGUUACUCAUUCACCUUUUCAUUCUGGGCUUCUUCAAUUUUUCCACAACAACCGAAGCUACUGACCUUAACAGUAACUACUUGAAUCAUAGCUGUUCAAGCAACAAAACCUUCACUCCAAACAGUGCCUACCAAUCUAACCUCCAAACCCUCCUCGCAUCCCUAUCUUCUCACGCCACCACUGCACAAUUCUACAACACCACAGCGGGUGGUGGAGACGUCGGUGAAACCAUUUAUGGCUCCUUCAUGUGCCGUGGCGAUGUCACCAACCACACGUGCCAAGAAUGCUUUAAAACUGCAACCCAACAAAUAACCCUAAGGUGUCCCCACUCCAAAGAGGCCUUAAUUUGGUACCACGAAUGUUUGGUUCGCUAUUCCAACCGUUGUUUUUUCUCCACCGUGGAAGAGUGGCCUAGGUUUAGCUUCAUGGAUUAUAACGUAACGAGUUCAACAAAGGAAGAAGGAAGCUAUGGGUUCUGGUUGUUAUCCAAAACGUUGAGUGAUGCAGUGGGUGAGGCUGCGAAUGCUGGUCCUGCGGGCACCAUGAAAUUUGCAACAAAGAACGCAACCUUGUCUGGGGCCCAGGAAGUUUAUACUCUUGUUCAGUGCACGCCAGAUCUAUCAAGCCAAGAUUGCAGUAAGUGUUUGGGUGAUAUCAUGAGAGAUAUCCCCUUGUGUUGUCUUGGAAGGAUAGGAGGAAUGGUUCUAUAUCCAAGCUGCACUUUGAUGUUUGGGUUAAGACAUUUCUACAGAGACGUCGUUGCUCUUAUUGGUUCUAAUGGAACACAAGAAUCAGAACCUUCAGGUAAUGUUCUCCUGUCUCCACUUCUCCGGUCAAGAAAGAAUGAAAUAAAUUGUGACAAGAAAUCCUUUGCUAAAUGA
Messenger RNA from Glycine soja, 1062 nucleotides. Its product is annotated as putative cysteine-rich receptor-like protein kinase 9. The coding region runs from base 178 to 1062 and encodes 294 amino acids. The transcript has 2 exons. Lineage: Eukaryota; Viridiplantae; Streptophyta; Magnoliopsida; Fabales; Fabaceae. The record is from RefSeq and is a predicted model, not a curated record.